GGCUCCGGCCCUGUGGGCGGGGCCUGAGGGCGGGCGUAGGGCCGAGGAGCCGGCGAGAGGCCGCGGAGCCGGCGGCGGCGGCGGCGGCGGGGACCUGUGCCCGCGGGCGCCUCCAGUGCCUCCGCGUGGUUUUGUUCAUGUUCCGAGGAGGGUGUGACCAGGAGCCAUGGACCCGGCAGCGCUGGUGGAAGCCGUUGUGGAGGAGCUGGCCUGUCCCAUCUGCAUGGCCUACCUGAGGGAGCCCGUGAGCAUCGACUGUGGCCACAGCUUCUGCCACAGCUGUCUCGCCGGGCUCUGGGAGGUCCCGGGGGAAUCCCAGAACUGGGGUUACACGUGUCCCCUCUGCCGGACUCCCGUCCAGCCAGGGAACCUGAGGCCUAAUUGGCAGCUGGCCAACGUGGUAGAAAAAGUCUGCCUGCUAGGCCUGCACCCAGGAAUGGGGUUGAAGGGCGAUGUGUGUGAGCUCCAUGGAGAACAGCUGAAGAUGUUCUGCAAAGAGGAUGGCCUGGUCACAUGUGAGACCUGCAGCCGGUCCCCUGAGCACGAGGCCCACAGCGUCGUGCCCAUGGAGGAUGUCGCCUGGGAGUACAAGUGGAAACUCCACGAGGCUUUGGAACACCUGAGGAAAGAGCAAGAAGAGGCCUGGAAGCUGGAAGUUGGUGAGAGGAAACGAACUGCCACCUGGAAGAUACAGGUGGAAACCCGAAAGCAGAGUAUCGUGUGGGAGUUUGAGAAGUAUCGGCAGUUACUAAAGCACAAGCCACCCGGUGAGCAGCUGGAGGCAGAGGCAGCCUCAGCUCUCGCCAGCCUGGAGCGGGAGGAGAGGGACACGAGGCAGAAACUGGAGCUGAGUCACGACACGCUCAUCCAGCAGAGCCGGGUCCUGUGCCGGCUCAUCGCAGAGCUGGAAGAGAGGUCUCAGAGGCCUGUCCGCUGGAUGCUGCAGGGCAUUCGGGAGGUCUUAAACAGGAGCAAGUCUUGGAGCUUCCAGCGGCCAGAACCAGUCUCCCUGGAACUGAAGACAGAUUGCCGGGUGCCGGGCCUGAGGGAGAUCCUGAAGACGUAUGCAGCUGAUGUGCGCCUGGAUCCCGACACUGCUUAUUCCCGCCUCAUCGUGUCUGAAGACAGAAAGUGCGUGCGCUAUGGAGACACCAACCAGAAACUGCCCGACAAUCCUGAGAGAUUCUACCGCUAUAACAUCGUCCUGGGCAGCCAGUGCCUCUCCUCAGGCCGGCACUACUGGGAGGUGGAGGUGGGAGACAGGUCUGAAUGGGGCCUGGGAGUGUGUAAGGAAGAUGUCGACCGGAAGGAGGUGGUCUAUUUAUCCCCCAACUAUGGCUUCUGGGUGAUAAGGCUGAGGAAGGGCAAUGAGUACCGGGCAGGCACUGACGAGUACCCCCUCCUGCCCUUGCCAGUCCCUCCCCGGCGGGUGGGUGUCUUCCUGGAUUAUGAGGCCCAAGACAUCUCCUUCUACAACGUGACCGACAACGGCUCCCACAUUUUCACUUUCCCCCACCACCCCUUUCCCGGGCGCCUCCUGCCCUACUUUAGUCCUUGCUACAGCAUCGGUGCCAACAACACUGCCCCUCUGGCCAUCUGUUCCCUGGACGGAGAGGACUGAGACCCACCAUCCAGCCAGAGGCCCCAGGGGUCUCGCAGGGCCCCGCCCCUGACAAGGGUUCCCUUAAACUGAGUUGAGCGUAGAAUUUGGGAUUCCUCUGCCUGGCCCAGUGGUCUGCUGCUCCUCAGCCCACAUCUCUCACUAAACUUCUCAUGUGAAGGAGGUGAGGCUUAGUCACAUGGGCAUUGUCCCUGUGAGGGAAGCAUGACAGGGCUGAUGGUGAAGGACCCAGUGACUCUCACAGGAGAACUUGUCCUUUCUGUAGCUCAGGCCCCUCUUUUUCAGUCCCUGUUGGUGCCAUAACUAAGUCAUGAAGGACGAUGAAGUAGAUCCUACCUUCUGGAAACCUGUUGGCAAAAAAAUCCAGCUCACAUCCAGAGCUGGCUGCUCCAUAGAGGCCAGUUGGAGGAGGCCUCCCCUGAGGUUUGCUGCUGAUGAGCAAACGUUUGAGCUCUGCUCUCUGACAUGCAAACUAGAGUCAUUCGUUGCGGAUUGCCCAGACCACUCCAGUGGCCCUCCUCCUCAGCACGAGCUGGGCACACCACUGUCUCAAGCUCUAAGGAGGCCUGUGUCUCCUUCUUGCUGGAAGAAUCAGAGAACCUGUGAGCCUUGUUUUUAGUUUCACUCUGUGGAAGAGAAAACUGAAAUGGCCUUAAUAGAGUAAGUUAUUUCUCGCAGAGCUAUUGAAAGCAGAUUGUAGAGAUUAUAACUUAUUUCUCACAUUCAAACGAAUCAAGAUCGGCAAGGCUCACUUCUCGGGUCACAUGUCUGCGUGUCAUUCAUUACUUUUGGGUCUGAGACUUCCCACCCAAUUGAAAGGCUUUUCAGCCUCUGGAAAAAUGGGUGGAGUGGCUGUAUACUCUCCUACCUCACAGGGUUUUUGUGAGGAUCUCGGAUCCAUCCCAUACUUGUGUUCCUUUCUCAGGGACAGAGGAAGGCAAGUUGAGAAUAUUGCCCAUCUUACCUUCCUAUCUCACAUUCUCAGCCAGCAUCUUACAGCAGGGCCUCUGUCUCGAGGCCUCUCCUCACAGUCUAGAGCUCUUUAGACAGAAGGUGGCCCUCCCAGGGCAAACUCUGGGCUACUUAGUAUUCUGUGUAUCUGUUGUAGGUUUGUCUCUUGUUUGGAUUAGAAUUGGGAUUGUGACCACAGGAUAGAGACGAGAUAAUUUAAAAUGAAAAACAAAAUGCCCAGGAAAAAGACUCGCUCGCCUAUAAGCUAGUUGAGCUAAAGUUUAGAUCUUUUUGUGUCACAAAGGGAGUCUGAAUUGUUCUGGUAACUAUGUAACAUUCUCCCUGCCUUUGUCUUCUUUAAAUCUGUGGCAGAAGGAGAAAUGGGAGGCAGUGUGAGGGAAAGAGUAGGACUAGGCACAGAAGCCAGUUUGGGAGCUGUAUCUAUAGUGAAGGGGAACUUAAGACUGUAUCUGUGCUAUUGGCCUAUGAGUGAUUGCUGUGUGUGGCAAAAAUAACUCACUGAAGGCCUUAGGAGUGUGAUGUGGGACGGUUGUGUCUAGAAAUGAACUGCAAGACUAGCAUGAAGAGUUCAUGGCUUUGCCUGUUGCGAGAGGCUACAACAUAAAGACACAAUUUCUGAUGUACUUUAGAUGUGAAGGUAAUAAUGUUGGGGAAGGAAUGAACAGCAAAGAAGAUAGUAGAUGAUGUAUGGACAGAAGUAAAGUAAUUCCUGUAAUAAAUAAUAGCAAAAACUGCCUUUCUACUUUGUUAGUAAAUGAAAGAGGUAAAAAAAAA
Molecule: messenger RNA, 3367 nt
Organism: Pipistrellus kuhlii (Kuhl's pipistrelle)
Lineage: Eukaryota; Metazoa; Chordata; Mammalia; Chiroptera; Vespertilionidae
Gene: TRIM68
Product: tripartite motif containing 68
Exons: 7
Coding region: 167-1621 (484 amino acids)
Molecular function (GO): protein binding; zinc ion binding
Source: RefSeq, a predicted model, not a curated record